This is a messenger RNA of Macrosiphum euphorbiae (potato aphid), 1977 nucleotides long. NCBI's taxonomy places the organism in Eukaryota, Metazoa, Arthropoda, Insecta, Hemiptera, Aphididae. The record is from the annotation of a GenBank genome assembly.
AUGAAAAAGGCUGGCGAGGAAGAAAAGAGAAUAGCUUUAGACUGUGGUGAUAUAGAUGUUGAUGGUAUUCCUAUGAUUACAGUAGUUGCGGAUGGACAAUGGUCCAAACGGAGCUAUAAGACAAAGUAUGACGCGUCAUCUGGUGUUGCAACAAUAAUUGGCCAUAAGACCAAUAAAGUUUUGUUUGUUGGUAUUCGCAACAAAUAUUGUGUUGUUUGCCAGAGAUCAGCGUCGAGAAAGGAAGUUGUAGAACACAAAUGUUUCCUAAAUUGGAAAAAAUCGUCCACGAGUAUGGAAGCUGAUGGUGUGGUUGAAGGCUUUUUAAAAAGCCUGGAAAUGCACGGACUGAAGUUUAAUCGACUAAUUGGGGACGGAGAUAGUAGUGUAACAAAAAGGCUCCACGAAAUUCAGCCGUACGGACCAAACUUUUAUAUAAAAAAAAUUGAAUGUUGUAAUCAUUUGCUACGAAACUAUAUAACUAAGUUGACUACGUUAGCUAGGAAUUCAAAAUAUCCACUUCGUGUCCGCAAAUUUAUAUUAAAAAACAUUUUUCGGUUCCGGUCUGAUGUCACUAAAGCUGCCAAUCAUUGGAGACAUUUAAAUGGUUUAACUAUAUCUCAAAAAAUGAAAGGAAUUCGAAAAGAUUUGAGUAACGGUCCAUUUCAUCGCUUAGGUGAUCAUACCAAUUGUGAAACUUAUUUUUGCGAUUCAAAAACCAACGAAAGGAAUCUAGUUCCAGAAGCUGUCGGUGGGGGCAUUAUGUCUGAAAUUCAAAAUUGUGUGUCGAGAUUAAUUGUUAAUGCCGAAAGUUUAUUGGAAAAUAAAGACAACAAUAUUUGUGAACAAUUUAACUCGCUAAUUAACAAACACGUUGCUGGUAAAAGAAUUAAUUUUUCUAGUCGAGGGAACUAUAAUACACGUGUUGAAGCUGCCGUUGUAUCAUUUAAUAGUAAGCAAUUUUUACGAAAGCUUCACAAAAAGAUGACAAAUAAUUUCAGUCCAGGAAAAUUUGGAAAAAAAUAUUUAAAAAACCAUAAUAGAAUAGUUGGUAACACUAAACGAAGACGAGCAUUAUUCCCUGAAACCCGUAAGUUUAAAAAAACUCGUACAGAUAACGGACCAGAUGAGGACUAUGGUUUAGCUGAGCCUUUAGUCGACGAGAUAUCACCAGAAAUGUUUGAAGAAAAAAAAAAUCAAUUCCUUGUUUCAUUAAAAAACUCAAAUAUUGAUGAAAUUGAAUCCAAUACUCGAGAUCAAACCAAUAGUGAAGCAUGGUACAGAGAACGCAGAUUACGUCUUACGGCUUCUCGGUUUGGUCAGAUUUGUAAAAUGCGUAGUACUACAAGUUGUAAAAACACGGUUUAUAAUAUUUUAUAUGCAUCUGAAGCCCAAUCAAAAUCGUUACAAUAUGGUCGUGACAUGGAGGAUAUAGCUCGAAAAGAAGCUCAGAAAAUUAUUGGUGAACAAAUUCAGGCCAUAGGUUUGAUAGUAGACCCGAUAAUUUCAUACCUAGCUGCUAGUCCAGAUGGUUUGGUUGGAAGUAAUGCAGUUGUAGAAAUAAAAUGCCCGUUUGUAGCACAAAAUACUGUUAGUGCAGUUGACGCAGUAGAAAAAAAACUCUUACAAUAUUGCAGUUUAAUUAAUAACAAGGUUGUACUAAAACACGACCAUGCAUAUUUCUUCCAAAUCAUGGGACAGUUACAUAUUUCACAGAGAGAAAUAUGUUAUUUUAUAGUAUACACUUCCAACUGGAUCCAUGUUGAAAAAAUCCAAUAUGAUAACCAUUUUUGGGAAACUAAAAUGGCAAAACCACUACAAACAUUUUACUUGGAAUGUUUGUUACCGGAAUUAAUAGACCCUCAGUUUCCAAAAAGAUUGUUGAAAUCGGACAUUCGAGAGCCUGUCCGAAUUCAAAAUAGUAUAAAAAAUCAAGAAAAAAAAAGAAGAUAUAAACACAUUAUUUAUAUAAAAUUUUAA